Molecule: messenger RNA, 2051 nt
Organism: Jatropha curcas
Lineage: Eukaryota; Viridiplantae; Streptophyta; Magnoliopsida; Malpighiales; Euphorbiaceae
Product: Heavy metal transport/detoxification superfamily protein
Molecular function (GO): metal ion binding
Source: RefSeq, a predicted model, not a curated record
CCCCCUCUUCUUUCACGUCUGACUUUUCUCAUUCCCUCUCUCCUCUUUUUAUAUCAUUAUAUAUUAAUAAAAAAAGGGAGAAAGAAAGAACGUUUUGAAGCUAAAAACACCCAUGUGUUUUUGUUUUGGUUGCUUUUGAUGAGAACUGAAACAGGAGAAGCCCAAAAAAAUUAAAAAAAGAAAGUGAUCAAGAAGAAUCUCUGUUCUAUACUUGGCUGGUUCUCUAACUAUAUCAAACUAUACAUUUCACAUGAUGCUAGCUUCUGCUUAUUAUUGCUAUUAGGUAGUGGUCUUUACUCUUUACUUUUAUUUUUCUUCUUUUUACUCUCUUCUUUCUAGCUGAGAGUGGGAAACAGAGAGAGAGAGAGAGAGAGAGCGAGUGUGUGUGUGUGUGUGUGUGCGUGUGACUCUUUCAUUCCAAACAGCACUCAAGAAAUGACUAAAGAAGAAGAUUUUAAGCUCCUCAAGAUCCAGACUUGUGUUCUCAAAGUGAACAUACACUGUGAUGGGUGUAAGCAGAAAGUGAAGAAGCUCCUUCAGAGAAUUGAAGGGGUUUACCAGGUAAACAUAGAUGCAGAGCAACAGAAGGUGACAAUAUCUGGAAGUGUAGAUUCUGCAACUUUGAUUAAGAAACUAGUCAGAGCUGGUAAACAUGCUGAAGUCUGGUCUCAAAAGUCUAACCAAAAUCAAAACCAAAAAAACAAUUGCAUCAAAGAUGACAAGAACAACAACAACAACAACAAAGACCAAAAGCAAGGCAUUAUUAAAGGUCUAGAAGCUUUCAAGAACAAACAGAAAUCUCCUGCAUUCAGCUCUGAAGAUGAUGACUUUUUUGAUGAUGAUGACGAGGAGGAAGAUGAAGAUUUUGAUGAAGAUGAGCUUAGAUUUCUUAGGCCAAGUCAAUUGGGUUUUCUCAAGCCACAAAUCGAUGCAAAUAAUGCAAAGAAAAAUAUUGCAGCCUUGGCAGCAGCAGUACCCAACAAUGGUAAUAACAAAAUGAACAAUAAUAUUGGAAAUGGGAAUGCACAAAAGAAAGGAAACCCUAGUCAGAAUGUGGGAAUGAAAUUUAAUGAACAUCAUCAUCCAAGUGGAAUCGAUCAAAAGGCAAUGGCAGCAUUGAAAAUGAACAAUGCACAAUUAGGAGGUGGAAAUAUAAAUUCUGGGGAUGGCAGAAGAGGAAAUGACAUAGCAACAAUGAUGAAUCUUGCUGGUUUUCCUGGCCAUAAUGGAAGUAUUGCAAAUUCUGCUUCUGUAGCUGGUUUUGGAGGCAACAAUCCCAAUGGUUUAGGAUUUCAACAGGUUCAAUCAACUGCUGGGUAUCAUAAUCAAGGAUCAGCUGCAGCAGCAGCAGCAGCAACAGCAACAGCAGGGUUUCCUAGUGGUGGGUUUGCAGCGGGUCAAUAUCCACCAUCUAUGUUAAUGAACACGAAUGGCUAUAACAACCAUCCAGCUGCAGCAGCAUCAAUAAUGAUGAACAUGCAAAACAGGCAGCAAGUCAUGCAACACCAACAACCUCAAAUGAUGUAUCACAGAUCUCCUCUUAUUCCACCCAGCACUGGCUAUUACUAUAACUAUUGCCCUGCCCCUUACCCUUACACUGAACAACUGGAGCCCAAUUACAAUGGUGAUAAUUCUGCCCCAGCAAUCCACAUGUUCAGUGAUGAAAACAAUACCAGCAGCUGUUCAAUAAUGUAAACAAAAAUAAAUAAAAUAUUAAAGAGUAUGGUGGUUUGACUUGAAAGGAAAAGGAAAAAAACAAAAAAAACAAAAGGGUGUGUUUUGGUGGAGUCAGUGGUCAUGGCUUUUUGACAGUAUUCUCUGGUAUGAGAUGUCAUGAAGUGAAUCUUAUCAGUGUGAGGUGUAGUAGUUAGUAUUUGUUUUUAUUUUUAUUUUUUUUGUUUUACUAGUUCAACUCUGUCUCCUUGUUUUUUUCUCCGUAUCUGGACAGACUUGAUAUGUGGUUUGCAACGCCACACUACUAUUACUACUAGUAAAUGAUCAAAAGAAAGGAGUGGUGAUUAGUAUAUAAAAAUGUUGCUUCUUUUGUUUAA